This is a messenger RNA of Puccinia triticina, 264 nucleotides long. RefSeq lists its product as uncharacterized. The record is from RefSeq and is a predicted model, not a curated record. The transcript has 3 exons. The coding region runs from base 1 to 264 and encodes 87 amino acids. Lineage: Eukaryota; Fungi; Basidiomycota; Pucciniomycetes; Pucciniales; Pucciniaceae.
AUGGCGAACGAGUUGGUCAAGGUGGACGAGGUGGUCGAGGUGGUGGAGGAAAUCGCGGAGGCCGUCGUGCCAAUGGCUUACGCCGUGGUCAUGCCACCCUUCAUGAUGAACAACCGAGCCAUCAUCGAUGCCAUGCCUCAACUUCCCCCAGCUCUUGCUAGUAAUCCAACCACUACUCCCACUAGUGGGAGCAACGUUACUUCCUUAUAUCCUAGUCGCUCUGCUUCCGUCUACUCUGCGAGUUCCUUUGUGCUUGAGAUUUGA